CACAGGCACAGACGGACGGAGAGCGAGCUACAGUUAACAACAGCCGACCUCAACACUUCCUUUUACACACCGCUGAAGACUUUUUACUCGGACCUUAGCGAAGACCGUGGUUCACGGACCAAACCCGGCACAGGCUCGCGGCCAGCAGCACUCUUUUCAGCUCGGCGGAAGCGGAGGUUAGGUGAGUUGUCACCAUGGCACCCUUCCUGCGCAUCGCCUUCAAUGCUUAUGACGUGGGUGUGCUGCCUCCCCUGUCUGACCCUCCCAUCUGUGCCAUCAAGAUGAAGGAGUCUGUCAACACAGAGCGAGGAAAGACCUUGGUCCAGAGGAAGCCCACCAUGUAUCCAGCCUGGAAGUCCACUUUUGAUGCUCACAUCUAUGAGGGGCGAGUCCUAGAAGUGGUUCUCAUGCAGAGCACUGAGGAGCCAUUGGCCAAGGCCACGGUGGGCGUGUCUGUAUUAGCAGAACGCUGUAAGAAGUCCAAGACCAACGGCCGCGCUGAGUUCUGGGUGGACCUUCAUCCUUCAGGGAAGGUCCAGAUGGCUGUACAGUUCUUCCUGGAGGACUGUGAUGCAGCGGCUUCUAAACCAUCAUUAAAGGUUGCUCCUGAGGAUGGACUCACAACCCUCAACAGGAGGAGAGGAGCUUUCAAGCAGCCCAAGGUUCACUUAAUCAAGAACCAUGAGUUUAUGGCCACCUUCUUUGGCCAGCCCACCUUCUGCUCUGUCUGCAGAGAGUUCUUGUGGGGGCUCAACAAGCAAGGUUACAAGUGCAGACAAUGCAAUGCUGCAAUCCACAAGAAAUGCGCCGAAUUAAUCAUUGGCAGGUGCACCGGAACAGCGGCCAACAGUCGUGACACUGUGUUUCAGAAAGAGCGCUUCAAGAUUGAUAUGCCACAUCGCUUUAAGUACUAUAACUACAAGAGCCCCACAUUCUGCGACCACUGUGGCAGUCUGCUGUGGGGUCUCUACAGACAGGGCCUCAAAUGUGAAGACUGUGGCAUGAAUGUACAUAGUUACUGUGAGAAGAAAGUGGCCAAUCUGUGUGGAAUCAACCAGAAAGUACUGGCAGAGGCUCUGUCUCAAGUGUCUCAGAAAUCUAUGAAGAAGUCUGAUGACUCCAAUGCAGCAGAUAUUGGGGUCUACCAAGACAUCCGUAGUGCAACAGCAGACCCUAGUGCAGAUGGCAAUGGCAAGGCUGGUGAGGGCUCGAGCCCAGCCCCAGCCACACCUGCAGCUCCCAGGGUGCGCCUCACCAUGAACCACCUGGUAUUCCACAAGGUGCUGGGAAAAGGCAGCUUUGGCAAGGUGCUGCUGGCAGAGCUGAAGGGGCAGGGACAGUACUUUGCUGUGAAGGCUCUGAAGAAGGAUGUAGUCCUCAUGGAUGAUGAUGUCGAGUGUACCAUGGUCGAGAAGAGAGUCCUGGCCCUCGCCUGGGAGAACCCCUUCCUCACGCAUCUCUACUCCACAUUCCAGUCUAAAGAGCACCUCUUCUUUGUAAUGGAGUACCUGAAUGGAGGUGACUUGAUGUUCCACAUCCAAGACAAAGGUCGCUUCGAUCUCAACAGAGCCACGUUCUAUGGUGCUGAGAUAAUUGUGGGACUGCAGUUCCUCCACUCAAAAGGAAUUAUCUACAGAGAUCUGAAGCUGGACAAUGUGAUGCUGGACAGGGACGGACAUAUAAAGAUAGCGGACUUCGGCAUGUGCAAAGAGAACGUGUUUGGAGAGGCCAGAGCCACCACGUUUUGUGGGACACCAGACUAUAUCGCACCAGAGAUCCUGCUAGGACAGAAGUACACCUUCUCAGUAGACUGGUGGUCUUUCGGUGUGCUGGUGUACGAGAUGCUGAUUGGCCAGUCACCUUUCCAAGGCGACGAUGAGGAUGAGCUGUUUGAGUCCAUCAGGUCGGACACACCUCACUACCCUCGGUGGAUCACCAAGGAGGCCAAGAGCCUGCUUGAACUGUUGUUUGAGAGAGAUCCGAGUCGCAGGUUGGGUGUGGUUGGAAACAUCCGUGCACACCCGUUCUUCAAAACCGUCAACUGGUCAGCACUGGAGAAGAGAGAAGUGGACCCACCUUUUAAGCCCAAAGUGAAAUCCCCCAGUGACUGCAGCAACUUUGACAGAGAGUUCCUGAGCGAAAAGCCGCGGCUCUCCCACGCGGACAAGAACCUCAUUGACUCCAUGGACCAGCAAGCAUUCGCUGGCUUUUCCUUUGUCAACCCCAGACUGGAACACAUGAUAAGCAAAUGAAAAAACCAAAAUGGCUCCCCUGUGAGCAUGCUCUUGGCCCUGCACUUUGAAAUAGACUGUUAUCCUAUUCCCUUUAUCGUCAUAUGGUCCAACUUCAACUGGAUGGAUAACAAGAACAUCAAAGAUUUGGGCUUGACUGUGACUUCUAUCAAAGGAUGAACUAAAAAUAAAAACAGGAUGUUUGUUGACAUCUAAAGCAAUAAUCCUGUCUCAGCUGUUAAACUGUAUAGGUGUAUAAAAGAGUAUAAAGCUCCAUGAAAUUAAGGGAUAUUUUUAAGAAACUAGUGCUACCCUAAUCAAUGCAGGGGGAGUAGUCAAUGAUGCAUUCUGUCUUUUCUUACUUUUUUUGUCUGAUCCUACUUUGAAUCUGUACGAAUCAUCUAAUGUACUGUAUUUGAACAUUUUUAUUCACAGGCACGAGCCUGACACCGUUAUGGAGUUUUAAAGAAGAUAUACUCCCAGCAUUGCACGUGCAAGUUAAGAGAGUUUAGUGGUACUCACCCUGUAUGCUUUACCUACUGUAUGCCUACUAUUACACUCCACCUGUGUAUAAUUGUGUCCUACCACAUGCAUACAAGUGUGUGGGUGUGUGCAGUUUUUGUAUGUUUUUUUUUUGUUGUUGUUGUUUUUUUGGUACAGUUUGUGCUACUGUUGUCAGUAACAGUGUAUGUUGUUGAAUGAAUCCUCAAUUGAUCCCCUGAUUCUGUGAUCCCUGUAACUGGCAGAUAUAUAGGCAUCGUAAAAAGAACUGGGCUACAAAGUUGUUGAGAAGUUGAAUCCCUCUGAAUUGAAAUAAUGUUAUUGCAGAACUGAAUAGUUCCCUCAUUCACUGGCUGCAUAUGUCUUGAGAAACUGGAGGUGCUCUAAGCACACCCCAGAGUCUCACAUACCCUCACAAGAAGUAAUCCAUUUUUUAAGUUCAGCACAGGAUUUCUACAUGGCAGUCUUUUUGUGCUGUUGAUGUCCAACCUCUUGCUGUACAUCAAACUGGAGCAGAGUGCAAACAAUCAUUCCAUACAUAAUAUUGAUUUUCUGGGCUGUCAUCAGAUUUACUGGAAAGUUGCAACAAUGGCAUAUCUAUAUGUAUUGAAGGGUGUGUCAUUUUGUGUGGGAGGGAUGGGCAUUUCACUGUAAGCAGUGUCGGGUCUUAUGUGUGUUAUAUUACUUGAAUGAAGUAACUUAAAUGUGAAAAUAAUAGUGCUGUAUAUGGCAAAUUAAUAUGUACAUUAUUAUGAGCGGGUGUACUUUUUUUACUCCUCAUCUUUUACAUCUAAUUAUAAAUAAAUACAUUGUUAACUCUAAAUC
Molecule: messenger RNA, 3557 nt
Organism: Chelmon rostratus (copperband butterflyfish)
Lineage: Eukaryota; Metazoa; Chordata; Actinopteri; Chaetodontiformes; Chaetodontidae
Product: protein kinase C delta type-like
Exons: 17
Coding region: 195-2252 (685 amino acids)
Biological process (GO): protein phosphorylation
Molecular function (GO): ATP binding; diacylglycerol-dependent serine/threonine kinase activity
Source: RefSeq, a predicted model, not a curated record